GAGCGUCUGGGUGGUCGCACGUGGUUGUGUUGCCUUAGUUUUAGCCGGCGCUGGUGGAGAAGUUAUUUGAACUGGUUUCCUGGAGCGAGUGAGCCCAGCCGAAACUAUGGAGGGCCAGAGUGUAGAGGAGCUGCUGGCAAAGGCGGAGCGGGACGAGGCAGAGAAGCUGCAGCGCAUCACGGUGCACAAAGAGCUGGAGCUGGAGUUCGACCUGGGUAACCUGCUGGCUUUGGACCGGAACCCCCCCACUGGGCUGCGCGGGGGACCCUCGCCGGAGGCCGAACUGCGGGCCUUGGCGCGGGACAACACGCAGCUGCUCAUCAACCAGCUGUGGCAGCUGCCCACGGAGCGCGUGGAGGAGGCGCUGGUGGCGCAGCUGCCGGAGCCCACCACUCGCCUGCCGCGCGAGAAGCCGGUGCCCCGGCCCCGGCCGCUUACACGAUGGCAGCAGUUCGCGCGCCUAAAGGGCAUCCGUCCCAAGAAGAAGACCAAUCUGGUGUGGGACGAGGUGAGCGGCCAGUGGCGGCGGCGCUGGGGCUACCAGCGCGCCCGCGACGAUACCAAGGAAUGGCUGAUCGAAGUGCCCGGCAGUGCGGACCCCUUGGAGGACCAGUUCGCCAAGCGGAUUCAAGCUAAGAAGGAACGGGUAGCCAAGAACGAGCUGAACCGGCUGCGUAACUUAGCCCGCGCUCACAAAACACAGCUGCCCAGCGCGGCUGGCAUGCACCCUACGGGACACCAGAGUACGAAAGAGCUGGGCCGCGCCUUGCAGGUAGCCAAGGUCUCCACCGCCUCAGUGGGGCGCUUCCAGGAGCGCCUGCCCAAGGAGAAGGCUCCCCGGGGCUCCGGCAAGAAGAGGAAGUUUCAGCCCCUCUUCGGGGACUUUGCAGCCGAGAAAAACAGCCAGUUGGAGAUGCUGCGACUCAUGAACAGCAAAAAGCCUCAGCUGGACGUGACGAGAGCCACCAAUAAGCAGAUGAGAGAGGAUGAACAGGAGGAGGCGGCCAAGAGAAGGAAAAUGAGCCAAAAGGGCAAGAGAAAGGGAGGCCGACAGGGUCCUGGAGGCAAGAGGAAAGGGGGUCCGCCCAGCCAAGGAGGGAAAAGAAAAGUGGGCUUGGGCGGCAAGAUGAAUUCCGGACCACCUCGCUUGGGUGGCAAUAGGAAAGGAGGGCUACACCAAGGAGGAAAGAGGAGGAAGUAAAUUUCACCCUCGGACCUGCCUGUAAACCAAGAACUACACUAAAUGUUAACUUCUAGGACCUGUAGGAAGAUGCAGAAUAAGGGGGCUGCCUUCAUUGAGCUUGAGGUUGAAGGGAUAGGAUUGCCCUCCCCUCAAGAUAGUCUAUGUAAAUGUUGGACUCUACAAAUUAAUGUUUUUCCCACAACCAAUACUUUGGCUGGAGAUGUAAAGGAUGUAGUUGACGACUUAAAAAUUAGAGAAAGAAUUUGGUAGAAACUAGGAAUAAAUUCUAUUUUUUAACUUUG
Rhinolophus ferrumequinum (greater horseshoe bat) is the source of this 1485-nucleotide messenger RNA. It is a transcript of the gene RRS1, whose product is annotated as ribosome biogenesis regulator 1 homolog. The transcript has a single exon. Gene Ontology annotation, molecular function: protein binding. NCBI's taxonomy places the organism in Eukaryota, Metazoa, Chordata, Mammalia, Chiroptera, Rhinolophidae. Gene Ontology annotation, cellular component: nucleolus; nucleus; preribosome, large subunit precursor. The record is from RefSeq and is a predicted model, not a curated record. Gene Ontology annotation, biological process: ribosome biogenesis; endonucleolytic cleavage in ITS1 to separate SSU-rRNA from 5.8S rRNA and LSU-rRNA from tricistronic rRNA transcript (SSU-rRNA, 5.8S rRNA, LSU-rRNA); ribosomal large subunit biogenesis. The coding region runs from base 107 to 1201 and encodes 364 amino acids.